Linum tenue is the source of this 297-nucleotide messenger RNA. The record is from the annotation of a GenBank genome assembly. NCBI's taxonomy places the organism in Eukaryota, Viridiplantae, Streptophyta, Magnoliopsida, Malpighiales, Linaceae.
AUGGCAGCAAGUAGUAGAUCAGCAGCAGCUGGGCUAAUCGUUUGCCUGUUGCUGGGGAUGUUGGCGAUGCAAUCCGCGGCCUCGUACGAGGAAUGCUAUGCACUUUGCCUGAUCGAUUGUGCGCAGUCAGGCGCUUGGCUGAUGAUGUGUUACCCUAAGUGUGCGGUGAAAUGCAUCGGCAAAGCAGCCAGCACCAUAGCUUCAGCAGCUGACAGUAAGCUGCAGCAACGACAACAGUAUCCUACAAAAAAUGGGUUGCCGAGAAAGAUCCAUAUUGACGAUGAAAAAGAAGACUAG